Molecule: messenger RNA, 540 nt
Organism: Pistacia vera
Lineage: Eukaryota; Viridiplantae; Streptophyta; Magnoliopsida; Sapindales; Anacardiaceae
Product: pectinesterase inhibitor-like
Exons: 1
Coding region: 1-540 (179 amino acids)
Biological process (GO): negative regulation of catalytic activity
Molecular function (GO): enzyme inhibitor activity
Source: RefSeq, a predicted model, not a curated record
AUGAACCCUUCUUCAAUAUCCCAUUUUGUUCUUCUUGUCAUUAGCUUAUUGCCAAACCAAAUUUUAUGCCGGGAUCAAUCACUUGAAGGCAUUGAUUUGAUCACCAAAACAUGCGAACAUACAAGGUUCAGGACUCUCUGCAUAGCGGCUCUAACAUCAGAUACAGAGAGCAAAUCAACUAAUCUCCAUGGUCUUGCAGAAAUUUCUCUGAAGAUCGCCUUGUCGAAUGCUAGUGAAACACACGAUUACAUCUCAGAAUUGGCGGGGAAAACAAAGGACAAAUACAUGCAACAAUGUCUAGAAGAUUGCUCGGAGAACUACAGGCAAGCAGCUCUGCAAAUUGAAGACUCCAUGAAGGCUUUAAGUUCUAAAGGUUAUGAAAAUGUCAAGACUUGGGUUAGUGGCGCCAUGAGCAAUGCAGAGUCCUGUCAAGAGGGUUUCCAUGGAAAAAGAGGCUACAAAUGCCCAUUCAGUAUGAUGAACAAGUUCUUCAGCCAGCUCUGUAGCAUCUCUUUAUCCAUCACAAAUCUAUUCGAUUAA